This is a messenger RNA of Tyto alba (common barn owl), 2393 nucleotides long. It is a transcript of the gene RSPO4, whose product is annotated as R-spondin 4. NCBI's taxonomy places the organism in Eukaryota, Metazoa, Chordata, Aves, Strigiformes, Tytonidae. The transcript is spliced from 6 exons. The coding region runs from base 619 to 1290 and encodes 223 amino acids. The record is from RefSeq and is a predicted model, not a curated record.
AGCUCGGCUUUUCACAGCUCUGCUCGUCUCAGCUCGGUUUGGCACAGCUCAGCUCAGCUCGGCUCAGCUCGGCUCGGCUCGACUCGACCCGGCGCGGCUCCCGCAGCUCGGAGGGAGGGGGCUUCGCCGUGACCCCGGCGCUGGGAUGGCAGCGGGACAGACGGACCACGGCGGGACAGCGGGACGGUGCCCAGCCGAGGUGGUGGCUGCAGCACUCCGGCGGGGGUACUGCAGCCAAUUUGCGAGUCGCUUUGUUGCUGCUGGGGGAUUUUUUGGUGGUUGUUGUUGAUUUUAAUUAUUACUAUUUUGAAAGGGGGGCCGGUGAGGAGAGGGGGCUGGUACCGGCUAUAAAGACACAGCCCCCCCGGAGCAUCCAGCAGUUCCCCGUCACCAUGAGCGCUCCCCUGGCCUGACAGCCCCCUGCCUCCCCCGGGGCUCGCCGGCUCAUGCCACCUUCAAGCACGGCUCCGCGCCUGCGGCACCGCCGGGGUGGGAUGGUGUGAGCCCGGCUCCGCUCUCCUCCCUCCCACCGCCCCUCGGCUGGCUCUGGCAGGAGGCGAGCCCGCCAGCCGCUUGGAUGAUUUGAUUCCUUCCCUGCCCGAAACCACUCCUGCCCAGAUGCAGUGGAUAAUAUUCAUGUUGCUGUUAUUCAUCAGCUCCGUGGAAAUGCUCACGCAGAACCGAUGGAAGAAGCAAGUGAGCGCCAGCCUGCUGGAGAACUGCACGGGCUGCGUCCUGUGCUCGGAGGACAACGGCUGCAUCACCUGCCACCACCGGCUCUUCCUGCUCAUCUGGAGGGACGGCAUCCGCCAGUACGGGAUGUGCGUCCACACCUGCCCCCCCGGCUACUUCGGCGUACGGGGGCUGGAGGUCAACAGAUGCACAAAGUGCAGGUCUCCCAGCUGCGAGAGCUGCUUCAGCAGAGACUUCUGCAUGAAGUGCAAAGACAAGUUUUACUUGCACAAGGGCCAGUGUUUUCGGCAGUGCCCCCCCAGCACCGCGGCGCAGCCCGGCACCCGCGAGUGCCAAGAGACGUGCGAGCCGGGGCCCUGGAGCGAGUGGAGCGCCUGCACCCACGAGGGCCGGACCUGCGGCUGCAAGUGGGGUGUGGAGACGCGGGUUCGGGAGGUGGCGGGGGCCGCCCGGGAGGAGGGGGCCGCCUGCCCCGCGCUGCUGGAGACGAGGAAAUGCCGCAUGAGGAAGCACUGCCCGGGAGAGAAAACCGAACACAAAAAUAAAGGCAAAAAGCGACAGAAGAAGCCGAAGACAGAACCGCACGUGGGUACCUAGCGGCACCGGCACGGGAGCCGGGGCGGCACGGCGGGAGCUGGUCGGGAGCUCCCUGUGCCACUGGCCGGCGGCACGGAGAGCUCCCGACCGGCUCCCAACCGCACCACCCCGGCCGCGUCGCCCCCAUUUUUCCAUCCACAAAAAAAUUGCACAAUUUUCUCCCCCCCCCCCCUCCCCCUUUCUUUUCAGACAAUUUAUGGCCUGUAAAACAUUUCCUUUUCAGAAAAUCUAAUUUGCAGUGUCCAAAGCAAAGCCCUGGGGCUCGGGGAGGGGGUGGCUCCUUUAUUUCUCUGUUUUUCCCUCUCCCCCAGCCUGCUCCGUCCCUUCCCUUGCUCCCGCUGGGUGGGAUGGGGUUGAUCCCAGGGUUGGACCCCGUGUCUGCCUGGGUACCGUCCCCCGGGGCUGGGAGAUGCGCUGUCCCCACGGGGAUCCGGAUUGCACGGGGGUGCUGGGGUGCACAGCGUGCCACCGAGCUGCUCCAGGUGCUGCAUAGGGGCCCCCAUCCUCAGCCACCGUGACGGAGGGCGGUGGGACCCCCCCCCCCCGGGUUGGGACCCCCCUGGGGUCCAUGCGACUGCUCAUGGCAGCCCAGCCUGGCGCUCUGCAUCCCACCAGCACAACCAUGGGCUAAAUCCUGCCAGCCUUGGGCUUGCAGCCUGCCGGGGGAGGGGGCUGGAGGAGCUUCUCUCCCCAGCUGGAUGUGGGCACGGGAAUUUGGGGGGGGCCAUGGCCACGUUCGGUCCAGGAAAGGGGGUGUGCACCCCCUGACCGCAGCUGCCGGAGCGAGCCCAGGCAGGGGAUGCUGCUGCCUCCUGCAUCGCCCGGCCAGGACCCCCUGGGAGCAGCCGCCGCAGCCCCCUCCCAAAUGUCACGGCCCGGGGGUGCUGAGCCUGGCCCCGUGCCGGUGCCUCCCCCCGAGCCGGCUGCCUGCAGAAAUAAACGGUGAGGCCCGGAGCGCUGCAUCACCGUAUUGAACGUGUGUUUCACUCAAACUCCUGCCCCAGCCACAGGCAUCUCUGUAUUUGGGGGUUUCCCGGGGUCAGAGCCCCCCCCCCGUCCCCGCUCGCAGCGUGGGCAGGGGGGGAGGCCAGGUCUGGCAGUGG